ACCUUCUCAAAACAUUGGAAAAUAGCAUAAAUGUAAAUGCUUCGAAGCUGAAAGUUUUGGGUCAAAAGACUCGCUCGCUCUCAGUCGCCGCUCGGACGCCGGAGAGACAGGAGCUCGAGAGCAGAAACAUGUCGGCCAUUCCCAGACUCCUGCAGACUCUCAGGAGUGAGGCUGUCCUGGUGGGUCCAAGUAUCCGGGGUUUCUGCACCAAACCACCCAAGGCCCCAGAGACCAAGGCAGCACCUAAAGCUCCCAAGGCCCCAGAGACCAAAGCAGCCCCUAAAACAGCUGCUGCAGCCCAACCACCACCACCUACGCCUGCCAAACCAGCUGGCCCCACUGUUCCUACCUAUGUCUCAAGUGCUACACCCAGUGCCCCGGCUGAACCUGUUGGCCCAGGAGCAAGCAAGGCUGGAAAUUAUCCAAACACUGAGUACUAUACUUACAAUAAGAUGAGCUAUUUUGACUUGGAAGUGGAGAUGGGACCAGACAGGAUCCCACAGCCUUCAUCCGGCAGUGGUCAAUUUUGAUUAGUCUUUCAGUGUUGGGUUAUUAGUUUUAAUCCCUUUGUUUCCCAUUGAAAAAAUAAGCUCAGAGUUUAUAUGUAAAUAGUCGAAUAAAAAUAAUGUAAACCAA
Messenger RNA from Penaeus monodon (black tiger shrimp), 636 nucleotides. It is a transcript of the gene NdufV3, whose product is annotated as predicted GPI-anchored protein 58. Gene Ontology annotation, cellular component: mitochondrion. The transcript has 3 exons. The record is from RefSeq and is a predicted model, not a curated record. The coding region runs from base 129 to 530 and encodes 133 amino acids. Lineage: Eukaryota; Metazoa; Arthropoda; Malacostraca; Decapoda; Penaeidae.